Manihot esculenta (cassava) is the source of this 1055-nucleotide messenger RNA. RefSeq names its product chlorophyll a-b binding protein CP29.3, chloroplastic. The record is from RefSeq and is a predicted model, not a curated record. Gene Ontology annotation, cellular component: plastoglobule; chloroplast thylakoid membrane; chloroplast envelope. The transcript is spliced from 2 exons. Gene Ontology annotation, biological process: response to light stimulus; photosynthesis, light harvesting in photosystem I. Bases 115 to 939 code for a protein of 274 amino acids. Lineage: Eukaryota; Viridiplantae; Streptophyta; Magnoliopsida; Malpighiales; Euphorbiaceae.
AUCAAUUACAAAUUUCUCUGCAAAUUUCUCUUUUAAAAAAAAAAUUAUAUAAAUAGGACCACUUCUGUUAUCACUCAACUUCCCUGCUCCACCACCUAGCUAGAACCAGAAACCAUGGCCACCACAGCUGCCGCAGCAGCCGCGUCACAUUUCUUUGGGACUCGCAUUCAGAGCCCAAAAUCCAACUCAGGAGGAAUCCAAGCCAGGUUUAGUUUUGGAACCAAGAAAUCACCCCCUCCACCAAAGAAAGCUCCAUCAAAACCAGCUGGAGAUCGACUCGUAUGGUUCCCUGGUGCCAAACCACCAGAAUGGCUGGACGGAACCAUGAUCGGAGACCGUGGAUUCGACCCAUUUGGGUUGGGUAAACCUGCAGAGUACCUGCAAUUUGACCUUGAUUCUUUGGACCAGAACUUGGCGAAAAACGUGGCUGGUGACAUUAUCGGAGUCAGAGUGGAGCAGAAUGAUGUGAAAUCGACGCCGUUUCAGCCGUACACGGAGGUUUUCGGUUUGCAGAGGUUUAGGGAAUGCGAGCUUAUUCACGGCAGAUGGGCAAUGUUAGGUACUCUCGGAGCCAUUGCCGUUGAAGCUCUCACCGGUGUUGCAUGGCAAGACGCGGGAAAGGUGGAGCUAGUAGAAGGUUCAUCCUACCUGGGGCAACCACUUCCAUUCAACUUGACCACACUGAUUUGGAUAGAGGUACUAGUCAUUGGGUACAUAGAAUUUCAAAGAAAUGCAGAGCUUGACCCAGAGAAAAGAAUCUACCCAGGUGGCUACUUUGAUCCUCUAGGGUUAGCUUCUGAUCCAGAGAAAAAAGACAACCUUAAACUAGCAGAGAUCAAGCAUGGUAGGCUUGCCAUGAUUGCCUUCCUCAUCUUUGGUAUCCAAGCUGCUGUUACUGGCAAAGGUCCCAUUGCCUUUGUGGCAACCUUUGCCAAGUGAUGAUAAUUUUAUUUAUUAAUGUUAAUAAUCUCCUACUUUAAUUUGAUAAUUUGUUUGUAUCUAAUAUUUAUGAAUCUAUUUCUCAUGGGCUUAUGUAACAUUUACCCUUUUGUUUA